Molecule: messenger RNA, 2893 nt
Organism: Sclerotinia trifoliorum
Lineage: Eukaryota; Fungi; Ascomycota; Leotiomycetes; Helotiales; Sclerotiniaceae
Source: the annotation of a GenBank genome assembly
GGUCAAUCAUUGAAUUCAUAGGCAAAAGCUGUCUACUUCUAUCGCAAAUAAUAAGUAAAUACUACGAAAGUAUUGUAUUCUUACCAUUCAGUUCAUUGCUGUGUAUUCAUGGAUUUCUUAAAGUCUGCCGUCGCGUCUGCGAUAUCGAAGGGUCCUCCAUUUCCCUACACAUUCGGGGAUCAAGUUGAUAUAGAACAGUCCAUAUGGAAGUUAUACAAUGGCACCAAAAGAGUAGGCGAAGAGAUGAUUUUGGUAAAGAAUAGGUAACUAAUGAUAUUUUAGGAAGACGGUUCUAAUUGUAGCAUAUUCUCCUUCGAUGUUCCCGCGAAUAAAUCUCGAUUACCUCUAGCCAAAAAUGCUGUUAAGAAGCUUCGAACACUACGGCAUCCCGGCGUAAUCAAAGUGCUGGACACAGUUGAGGUAUGAAUUACUGAAGCUCGAAUUAUGUGUGAGAUUUCUGACUUUCGGUAUUUGGCUAGACGGAUACAUAUAUUUAUAUUGCUACUGAGAGAGUAGUUCCUUUAAGAUGGCAUAUCAAGAGAAAGAGCAUGAGCCCGGAGACUCUGAAAUGGGGAUUAUUUAGCAUAGCAGUAAGUUGGCGAACAUUAUUUUCCAGAUACCAAGUCUAAUAAGCUACAUAGCAAACAAUCAAAUUUAUUAAUGAUGAAGCCUCAUCCGUUCACGGAAUGCUACGAGUAGGAUCAAUUUAUACAAGUGAAAGCGGAGAGUGGAGAGUUGGAGGCUUUGAAGUAUUAAGCAAUAUGAAUGAUACUGAAGCAAUCAUAUACGUGAGCAAUGAUUGUUCCCGUUAUACAAAAAAUCCAGAGCUAAAUCUUGCAGAACUAUGGCAGUCUUGUACCAGACUCCGGACGAUAUACUCCUCCAGAAUUGGCAAGUUCUGGCUGGGAUUCCAUCAAAAAACACCCUAUCUAUGCGACGGAUUCUUAUAAUUAUGGAACAUUGAUUUUUGAAGUCUUCAAUGCAGACUUCACGGGAAGCGAUCAAGCCGGUCAGACGAAGAACAUACCUCCAUCCAUGCAAUCAAGUUAUCGACGUUUGGUUAAUAGUAACCCUAAAGCUCGGCUUAGUGUUGGCUAUUUCGUUGAGCAAGGUCGGCGAAGUGGAGGCUUCUUCGAGACUCCUCUAAUCAAGCUUACUGAAGGGGUAGAUAAUCUUGGGAUGAAGUCGGAAACUGAACGAGAAGAGUUCCUGAGGUAAUUUCCAUACUAGAAACCUACAAUAAAUAAGCUAACCUACGAAGUGAUCUUGAUGAGCUAUCAAAUGACUUUCCGGAAGAUUAUUUCAAGAUGAAGAUUCUACCUGAGUUAUUAAAAUCUGUUGAAUUUGGAGGUGGUGGACCAAAAGUCUUUACUGUUGUUAUGAAAAUUAGCACGAAGCUCACGGAUGAUGAUUUUGAAGCAAAGGUCACACCUGUUGUGGUGCGACUGUUUAGUAGCCCUGACAGAGCUAUUCGAGUUUGUCUUUUGGAUAAUCUUCCUCUUAUGAUUGAUCGACUACCACAAAAAGUAGUGAAUGAUAAGAUAUUCCCUCAGAUGGUAAGGAUGAUUGAGCUUUAAUUUUAGACACAUGCUGAUUGUAGUAGGUCACCGGGUUUACGGAUCUUGCACCAGUAGUACGGGAACAAACAGUCAAAGCAGUUUUGACAAUUAUUGGAAAACUAUCAGACCGAACUAUCAAUGGGGAACUAUUGAAAUAUUUAGCCAAAACUUCCAACGAUGAGCAACCUGGCAUUCGAACGAACACGACAAUCUGUCUAGGAAAGAUAGCCAAGAAUCUAGGGGUUAGCACAAGGUCAAAGGUGUUGAUAGCUGCUUUCACACGUUCACUUCGUGAUCCAUUCGUUCAUGCUAGAAAUGCAGCUUUGCUAGCAUUAUCUGUUACAGCAGACUCAUUCAACGAUGAUGACUGCGCUAAUCGAAUAUUACCGGCGUUAUGUCCUUGUCUAAUCGAUAAGGAGAAGCUCAUUCGAGAACAGACAAACAAAACAAUGGAUGUUUAUCUGCAACGCAUUCGCAAGUCCGCUGCCUCAAUGCCUGAUACUGCUUUACCACCGCCUACCACGGGCGAAGCUGCUUCUUCAUCCACGCCUCGAAUGAGUACGCCACAACCUACUGAUGCAGGGUCAUCAUGGACAGGCUGGGCUAUUUCUUCAUUCACCAAUAAAAUAGCUGCAGCUACUGGCGAAAUCCAACCAUCAAGUGCUGUUGUGACUCCAGAUGCACAUCCUAGCUCAGCACGACAGGAAAAUGAACCUCGCCCUUCAACUCAAUCUGCAUCAGCAUUACAUCGACAAGCAGUAACUUCACCAGCUGUCGCUCCAACAAACACCUCAUCUGCUGGUCAAACUUAUUUCGAAGAUGCAAAUGCAGGAGAAGACGAUAUGGAAGCAUGGGGAGACAUGGAAGAAGAAUCCUUCUUUGACGCACCCACUGAAUCUGCCCCCGAAGCUACUACAAAACAAUCUACCAUCGCAAACCCCUUUGACGAUAACGGUGAACCAGAUUUCGCAGGCUGGCUAGCAGCUCAACAAAAGAAACCAGCUCAAAAAUCUCUACCUAAGGGUUUGGCCAAACCAGCGUCGAAAACUAAUAAUGAUAGACCUAUUUCUUCAGGAAGAUCUAAUACGACCGGUUCUUUAGGAACGAAAAAGACAUCAACUAUAGCAGCGAAACCUGUACCUAAGAAAAUUGAUACCGCGCCUAAAGCUACAGAUGACGAUGCUGAUUGGGGGGAUGGUUGGUAGUGUUUAGGGUUUGGGUUAUCAUUUUAGGGUUGAGGAAUUAGAUUUGUGUUAUUGGCUUGCUGUGUAGAAAUUGGUAUGGCGUUUGGAUUAGGUUAGGUUAGGUUACUGGGUAGGUUAGGCGGGACGUGA